Molecule: messenger RNA, 4254 nt
Organism: Ceratina calcarata
Lineage: Eukaryota; Metazoa; Arthropoda; Insecta; Hymenoptera; Apidae
Gene: Ptpmeg2
Product: Protein tyrosine phosphatase Meg2
Exons: 10
Coding region: 291-2273 (660 amino acids)
Biological process (GO): protein dephosphorylation
Molecular function (GO): protein tyrosine phosphatase activity
Source: RefSeq, a predicted model, not a curated record
GGUGGACCGUCGCCUACACGUUCACGAUCCCAAGAUGGCGCUCAACUUGCGGAGGAGCGGGUUUCCUAUAUACAGUUCAUAGCUGUUGAUAGCUGCGUCGAGCAUCGAACGAUGAGCGACUACCGGACCGAUCUGCUUGCUUUUGCCGCUCCGAUCAGUGAAUCUUAAAGAUCGCGGUUUUGCGUCUCGAGGAAUGAAAAUGUGUGCCCGCGUGCAAUCGACCGUUCGGUUGGAGCCUGAAAUGAGUACGUGCCAGUGAUUCUUCGGUUAUGUCAGUGUGUUAAGUCAAAAUGGCAGCCACGUUAACAGUCGAGCAGGAGCAGGCAACAAAAGAAUUCAUAGAGGCCGUUAAUAAGUGUCGGGCUGGGAGACGAGCCGGCCCGGUGUCGUGGAGCACAGCUGUGAAAUUUUUGACCGCGAGAAAGUUCGAAGUCGCGAGGGCACUAGCCCUUUACGAACAGCACGAGGCCACCAGAAGAAGGGAAGGUCUCGCACUUUUGUAUCCCUCUCAGGAACCGUUGCUCAGUGAAUUACGCACAGGAAAAUUUACAGUUCUGCCUUCGCGGGACGCCACGGGAGCAGCCAUAGCUAUUUUCACAGCCCAUUUACAUCUUCCGCAAAAUACAACGCACCAGACAACGCUACAAGGCGUUGUGUAUCAAUUAGACGCGGCCCUAGAAAGUGUAGAGACUCAGAAGCAUGGUCUGGUUUUUAUUUAUGACAUGUCGGAUAGCAAAUACCAGAACUUUGACUAUGAUCUGUCUCAAAAGAUUCUCACCCUCCUAAAGGGUGGUUACCCAGCGAAAUUGAAAAAGGUUUUAAUCGUUACCGCGCCGUUGUGGUUCAAGGCGCCGUUCAAAAUUCUUCGAUUGUUCGUGCGCGAAAAAUUGAGGGACAGAGUGUUUACCGUAUCCAUUCCUCAGUUGACGUUGCAUAUUCCACGGGAAUCACUACCGCAUCGCUUGGGUGGCACGUUGGAGAUACAGCAUGAGGCAUGGCUGCUCCACUGUCUUAAAUCCAUGACAAACAGGGGCGGGGGUGAACUUUGCGAGGUUACCCCCAGAGUGGGUAGUCCUCUUUCGCCCACAUCGAAGAAUCACACGACGGUUCAUCAGAGUCCGAACGGAACUACAGUCAGUAGCUCAACUAGUCCUAUAAUCGAUAAGAACAAAGUGAAGAAUGGUAUCUCGAACAUCGGCGAUAUCGAGAUUACGAACGGCGACGCCUGGAUCGGUACCGACGAGGCGCCGUCCCCAGUUCAGCCUCCGUCCUCGGCCAGUUCGGGUUUCAGCGACGAUGACAGUCUUCACGGGGACCUCGGUCUCCAAGCCGUCAGCAUGGAGCAGCUCAUCGAGGAAAUUCAUGCGAGGGGCCGCGCGGGUCUCAUAGCCGAAUACGCGGAGAUCAGGCAAAGACCGCCGGAAGGUUCCUUCAAUAACGCAAAAUUGAAACCGAAUCAAUCGAAAAAUCGGUACACGGACGUGCUCUGCUACGAUCACAGUAGGGUGUGUCUGUCGAUAAUAGACGGAGAUGCAACGUCGGAUUAUAUAAAUGCGAAUUUCGUCGAUGGUUACAAACAGAAGAACGCAUUUAUCAGUACCCAAGGUCCUCUACCGAAAACUUGCGGAGACUUCUGGAGAAUGGUCUGGGAGCAACAGACGCUCGUCGUCGUUAUGACCACGAGAGUGGUGGAACGGGGGCGUACGAAGUGCGCGCAGUAUUGGGCACCGGAACCGGGUGAGAAGGUUCAACCGGGCAAUUUCACCGUCACCACUCUCGAGGUGGACACCAAUCCCGAUUAUACGAUAUCGAUGCUUCUCCUCACGAACAACAAGACUGACGAGUCAAGGGAAGUUUGUCACAUGCUGUACACCGCGUGGCCUGAUUACGGUGUUCCGCAGUCGGCCAGGGCUCUGUUACAGUUCUUAGCCUUAGUAAGACAACAACAAAAUAAGUUACUCGCUAGUAGAGGAGACACGUGGGCCGGUCAUCCACGGGGACCUCCUAUAGUCGUCCAUUGCAGUGCCGGGGUAGGAAGGACCGGUACGUUCUGCACGUUAGAUAUUUGCAUAUCGCGACUAGAGGACACCGGGACCGUGGACAUUCGGGGAACCGUGGAGAAGAUCCGCGCCCAGAGGGCCUACAGUAUUCAAAUGCCAGACCAAUACGUAUUCUGUCAUCGAGCCCUGGCGGAGUACGCGCUUUCCAGAGGGAUGCUCAGCCCCCAACAUCUCGCUAUGUUACCUCCGACCAUAGAACAAGAUUCUGAUUAGAAUCUUAAGCUCUGUUAUUACCUACUGGAUUGAUGUUCUUCCCGAGUACGCAUAAUAGCCUCCUUACAUAGCCUAUCUCUAGCUUAAGUAACUGAUGGUUAUUUUUUGCUAUCACCUCUCCAUCGAUGUAAUAUUUCAGAUUUCUACUCUUACGUUAGGCGAUAUACAUAUAUAUAUAUAUAUAUACACACACACAUAUAUAUAUAUAUAUUUAGAGAAUAUCGAAAGAAAGACUAGUUUUUUCAAGGCCAAAUGUGUGAACAGAAACGGGGUUCGAUUUCUGUUUCUUGGUAUUUUGCUCUAUGAACAAAGAAUGAUUCGAUACUAUGACAACUAAUAAUAAUACUAAUAAUAAUAAUGAACCGGUGCGGAGGCACCGAGCGUGGCUGUUCGAGUAGUAAUUAGCACGAAAUGAUGGCACAAUCGGAUCCGCCAACACUAUUUUAACCCUCUCAUAUAGAUAAAUUUUAUUGUAUAUCCAGAUCUGUUAUUGAAGUUAUUUAAAACGAGUAAUUUAUAGAACGCUUUACUUUGUGAACAUUCCAUUUGAAAACGAUUACUAUGUCAAUUAAAUUACUACAAGUGUAGUGGACCGCGUUAUACCAUAGGUUUAAAAUCAGUAUUUCCUUCUAUAAUCGUAUGCUUAAUUUAUUGCAAAUAAAUAUACACCCCCGUUUUUCCAAUUUUACUCAUUCUCUAGCUUCGCGUUUCUAUUAUACUUCGGUGAAACGUACUCCGCAAAGCGCGCUUCGGACACGCGAAGUGCGGAGCUUAAAUUGUUGGAUACAGAGUUAUAAGAAUGUAAUGUUAGAGAAUCUUUGUAUGAGAGGGUUAAACUGAAAACUAUCCAGAAUUCUAUCGACGAUCCAACUACGAGAAAUUUUAGAGGAUUUAGAGAAAUGUUAAAUUUUGCGAAAGAUCACAAACUACAGAAAAGCGUAACUUUUUCGAUAAUUAUCCGAGAGGUUUAAAAACGUAUGAAGAAUGUUUUCUGUUACAGAAACGCAGUAGAUAAUCAGAAUAUGUUCUUUUUUGGGGGAGGGGGUAACCAAAGAUUUAUCUCCUAUGCUAUUACGAAACAACAUUGCAAUCGCAUACAAGCCCAAUUGGUCGACAGAUUCCUUCGCUGAGGGAAUGCUAAUCAGGGAUCGUGUACAGAUUAAGAAUACUCCGAAUGUUUAGGAGGACGGUGUGAAAACUUUCAAGGAGAGAAUCUGGUUUGUCUCGAGAAUCAAACGUCUUCGUUUUAGCGAGGAUACAAUUUUUUAAGAUAUUAGCGAAGAUAUAUACGAAGCAAAUUCAAAGUAUGCUCUUCCAUAAAAGCCUUCGUGUAUUAUAUGAAAAUAAGAGAAGGGGAUAAUUGUGAUUUAUAUAAUUUAAGCUUUUAGGAAAGUGACGAUAUCAUUUUCGGAGCUUUAAACAUUUUCGUUUGUUGUCGACUGUCGGAGCAUGCGAGAUACGUACGUACUUUGGUUUUACGCGAAUCCAUAAACCAUUCGCCGAGAUACCAAUAGCUAUUUCAGUUUGUCGGCAGCUUUUUUAGAAACGUAGUUUUAUCGAUCGCAAACGCGGCGCGUCCAACGAUAGGAUAAAGAUACGCGAACAAAGUACGAGAGAUUGACGUCGGUAUGAUUUCGGAACUCUGUCGCGAAUACUGAUGCUUUUUUAAUAUGAAUUUUGAGUAUUCGUUCGAGAGACGCGAGUGAGAAUUUUUUUUAUCGCGGUGGAGCGAACCUGGUUGAAAGUUUGAAUGAGAGAGGCAACGAUAGGGGUUCCGCUCGAAUUAAAAUUAUAUUCGCAUACGUGUUUCAUCUCAUCGUCGGAGAGUCCUUGUAAAACAAUUUAAAUACCUUGAAUAUAAAUGUUCACAAGCGAAGAGUAAAUAUCGAGUCCAUGUCGUGAAAUUGUCCGAUUUAUAGCUACCGUUCUGUCUAACCGUCUAUUUGUUGAAUGUAUAUUAAAUAGUUGCGAGAAAAUCAUA